Molecule: messenger RNA, 1776 nt
Organism: Camelus dromedarius (Arabian camel)
Lineage: Eukaryota; Metazoa; Chordata; Mammalia; Artiodactyla; Camelidae
Gene: OVOL2
Product: ovo like zinc finger 2
Exons: 4
Coding region: 576-1403 (275 amino acids)
Biological process (GO): regulation of transcription by RNA polymerase II; epidermal cell differentiation
Cellular component (GO): nucleus
Molecular function (GO): DNA-binding transcription factor activity, RNA polymerase II-specific; RNA polymerase II cis-regulatory region sequence-specific DNA binding
Source: RefSeq, a predicted model, not a curated record
CAACUCGGCGGGGGCUCCAGCUCUCGGGAGGGAGGGAUGCCCUGGGAAGCGGACGUGGGGUUUACCUCAAAGAGUUCACCCCGAGGUGCCGGUGCUGGGGAAUGGGGCAGGGGGUUGAGUGAAAAACGUUCUUCCCUUUUUAAAAAGGGGAGGGGGGAGAAGCAGACGUUAAAUUCUUUUGCAAACAUUCAUGCCUAAGGAAGGGCUGGAACAGGCAGCCCCGGCCGCCGGAACCGGUCGGACAGGUAGCGAGCUUGUUGACACCGUUAUGUUGCAGGGCGCAUGCUCACUCCCAAGUUUCCUGGUGCCUUUUCUAUUCCACCUUAUGAAACUUUUUCCUCGGCGUGGUCUCACCCGCGAUUUAAGGCAUAGGUGUCGCGGAGCCUGGAGGCUGGGAGUCGCCGGGCGUGCGGGGGAGAGGCCGGGCCGCGCCGCGGCGGGGGGCGGAGGGAGAGGGCAGGCCCGGCGGGAAGGUGGGCUCCGGCCGCCAGGAGCCGGGGACCGAGCCACCGCCGCCGCCCCUAGCGGGGAGAAGCCGGGACGAGGGGGCCGCAGUCCGGGGAGGGGGCCCCACGAUGCCCAAAGUCUUCCUGGUGAAGAGAAGGAGCCCGGGGGUCUCGGUCCGCAGCUGGGAUGAGCUCCCGGACGAGGAAAGGGCAGACACCUACAUCCCAGUGGGCCUGGACCGUCUGCUCCACGACCCCCCCGAGGACUGCCGCAGCGACGGCGGCAGCAGCAGCGGCGGCGGCAGCAACAGCGCGGGGGAGCCGGGAGGCGCCGAGAGCAGCUCGUCACCGCGCGCCCUCGAGCGCGAAACCCCCGAGUCCGGCGACGGCGAGGGCCCCGGUGGACACCUGGCGGAGAAGCAGCGCCCAGUCGCCAGGUCGAAAAUCAAGUUCACCACAGGCACGUGCGGGGACGCGGCGCUUCACAGCUGUGACCUGUGCGGCAAGGCCUUCCGCCUGCAGCGAAUGCUCAACCGGCACCUCAAGUGCCACAACCAGGUGAAGAGGCACCUGUGCACCUUCUGCGGCAAGGGCUUCAACGACACCUUCGACCUCAAGAGGCACGUCCGCACACACACAGGCAUUCGCCCCUACAAAUGUGAUGUCUGCCACAAAGCCUUCACCCAGCGCUGCUCCCUGGAGUCCCACCUGAAGAAGAUCCACGGGGUGCAGCAGCAGUACGCCUACAAGCAGCGCCGGGACAAGCUGUACGUCUGCGAGGACUGCGGCUACACUGGCCCCACCCAGGAGGACCUGUACCUGCACGUGAACAGUGCCCACCCGGGCAGCGCGCUCCUCAAAAAGACAUCCAAAAAGCUGGCAGCCCUCUUGCAGAGCAAGCUGACAUCGACACUCCAGGGGAAUGCCAACCUGAGCGAGGGGGAGGAAGAGAAGUGAGGACAGUGGGGAGGGACGCCAACGCUGCCACGUUGACAUGGAUUUCUGGUCUUGAGGGUCCCCCACCUCACCAGCUCUUUCUAAGUGUUCUGUUCAACUCUCUGUCCUUUGGGGGGCCUCAGUGGGGGGCUCUGUUCCAAUUAUAACAGAGUCUAAAUGUUAAUGUCAAUUAUAACUGUGGCAUCCAGCCUCCUGGAACCUGUGUCCCAGUGAACACAGUCACGUGAGUGAAAGUUUGUGAAUGGCUGUCAUCACUGUGUGUUUUUUUUUCUUUUUUUUAGGAUUUUUACACAUGGAGGCAGGGUGUUCUUAGAGAGACACCCAUAGGAGAGAUUGAUACGGUGCCUUGAAAUAAAAGUACUUCUACUUGAAA